UCCUUGGGCUUACCCUCGGAAGGAGGAGGCAGUCCAUUCAGAUCUCGUUCGUACUCUGGGGUCGGGGAUGGGGUCCUGGACUUAGGAAGACCGAUUCUUCUCGGUUCUAAAACAGAAAGGUCCUCUGCCCCUGGGCAAACCAAGACGAUGGGCCACACGGGACUGGGCUUCUGCGUUGUUGCAGGUCGGGGACGGGGCUGUUAUCUUCCCUGAGCCCUCUGGGGAGCUCUGUCCCUAAGGAGGAGGCCUUAGGGCAUAGCGGUUGAGAGCACCGUCUUGGGGUCGCUGUAACUGCCUGGGAGUCCGGGUUUGCCGCUAACUGGAUGUGUGACCUUCUGCAAGUUACCUAAUCGUUUGGUGCCUCCGUUUCUUGGUCUGUCAAAAGGGAGUAUUAGAGAACCAAACUUAGUACUGUCGCAAGGAUCCCAUGAGCACAAACAUAUUAACCACCUAUGACAGGGCUUGGCACAUGUUAGGUGACCAGUAAAUGCCAGGAUUUUCUGCAGCAUCUACCUCUGGGGAGACAGGGGAAUGAGGUGAGGUGUACUUGCAAGGCUGACUUUCCUGCAGAGGGCUCACUUGGGACUUGUACCGGCACCCCCCAGUCCCCCGGUGCCUAGCAUGGUGCCUGACACGUGGUAGGCUUCCGUAGAUGUUACCACAGCAGUGGAGGGGUGCUGGCGAUGUGUGUGGGGAGGUAAGAGACAUGGUUCCAUUUCUCCCAGCCUCCGUUUGCUCAUCUGUUAAGUGGAGAUAGGUGUACUUGCCUCCUAGAGUGAAUCGUGGAGACGCUCAUCAGCCCACGUUCGGGGGUCUAGGCAAGAUGGUAGUGUGUGCUCCCCUAGCCUUCCUUUGCAUCAUACCCUUGGUUUUUUGGAAUUCUCCUAGAAGGGGCUCCCGGCCCCUUGUUCCACAGAUUGGAGGACUUGAAGUUCAGAGGGGACAGUGACUUGUUUGAAGUCACAGGGCUCAUGGGGAACUGUGCUGUGGUUGCCCCCAGGUGGGCUGUGCCCAGUGGUGAUGGGGUUUAGGUCUGUGAGAGAAUGCUUUAAGUAUAGUGAAUGUAGUUUUUGUAAAAAUAAACAAUAUAAAAAUGUAGAGGGAGGAAGGUUUAAAAAAGGACUCCAACUCCCAAUUCCAGAACUAAAUGUGAGGUCAUUGUAUCAGGGAACACGGUGGUAGACUAGGCACCCAUGGGGUGGGGAGCCAGAGGAGAUAAGCGAACUUAGGAAGAUAGAUGGGUGGGUUGAGGGUCAUGUUUAAAGAGAUGUGGGUUUAGGAGGGGACUGGGUGUAAUAGCAUCGGUGGGCAAAUCAGUAGGUCACAGCAAAUACCCAAAUUACCAUUGGGUAAGGAUGAAUCUUUCCUAUCUUAUUUUUCACACAAUGCUCCAAGAUAGAUAUUAGACCCAUUUUAUAGAUGAACAGAAUCUAGGAAGUUAGGAAACCUUGAGGUCACUUUUCAGUGAGUUCAUUUUUCUGAAUGAGCUCAGGCUCCAGUUCAACUCUCUGGCCCUGACUCUACCGAACGUUCAACAGAAUGUGGCCACCAUCCUGAUAAGGGAGCUGAGGUGCCCCAAGUCCCUCACAAGUCCGCGUGCCCUUGUUGUCGCUGCCUGCUACCCCUCCAGUCCGCAUCCGUUUCCAGCACCUGACAUCCUCAGCUGUGACCCCGGUGGUAACCUUGCCCAGUGUGUGAGGAUCUGGGAGUCCUUAUGGUGCAGAAUGGAAGGUCAUUUGUGGAGCCUUUGAUUUUUUUCUUUCUUUUUGGAUGAGGGUCUCAAGGUCCCAUGUGCCGAGUAACGGCCAAGCAAAUGGCCAAAGACGCUGACAAGUCCGACAGGCCGGGCAGAAGCUUUGGGCUUGUCUCGGGCUACCUCUGCCGCUUCCCGUGUCUCCGGCCUGAUCACUGAGCCUCUCUGAGCCUCAGUUUUCGGUCACAGAUGUUGGGGUGGUGGUAUGAUCAGACCUGUUCGGAGGUGUUGGGUACAGUUGUGGCUGUAAAUGUGAAAUGAUCGUAUUCUGUAAUUUGUCAUCUUUCUCUUGGGUUCUGGCAUGUGCUGAGAGCUCAGUAAAUUGACCAGAGAGAGGAACAGACAGCCAGAAGCACACCCAGGGCCCGGCCCCCUUGGGGAAGGCACCCAGGUAUAUGCGCAUGCUGACGCAUACUUGGCAUUGACCACGGGUCUGCUGAAAUGAAUUACAGUGACUUACCUGGGGUGAGAACCUGAGCACGCUCGCAACCAGUCCGGGAACACUGCCUUCUCUUCGUGUGUCCACGUUUCUAGAAGGAAGAGCACCGAGAAUCUCUGUACUGGGACCUGGCCUUGGGCACAGCGCGCAGGAGAGCCAGACGGGGAAAAAGGGACUCUUAUUUAGGUCCGGCCCCCAUGAAGCAAGCCAUCUCUUCACACUUGGGGCUAAACAUUGAAAUACAUAAUAACCGAGCCCUGCGGAUAAGGUGUCCUAAACGUCUUAAUGCAGCUUGUCCGGCUUUCCAAAUUUCCAAAGUAUAAACGUUACAAAUUUACCAAAAACGCCAUUUGAAAGUUGACUUCAACUUCUUUCACAUUUAUUUAGUUUUGUGAAGUUUGAAAGUAAUUUUUUGUCUUCGGCGGUGAUUGCUGUCUUCAGUUAGAGGGCCGGAAUUUUCAGAAGGCGUCUUUUUGUAAGUUCGUGGCACUUAACUGCUGCUGAGAUUGUUAAGCGCAGGCAGACUUGGGACACCCUGGCUGCCAUGCAGACAGGGUUCUAAACCUAACUUGGAUCGAGAAUACUUAACCAUUUAGCUAAAAAUGGUAUUUUUUACGUGCAAUGCAUGUGGCGAAUCUGUGAAGAAAGUGCAAGUGGAAAAGCACGUGGCCAUUUGCCGAAACUGUGAGUGCCUGUCUUGUAUUGACUGCGGUAAAGAUUUCUGGGGUGACGACUACAAAAACCACGUGAAGUGCAUCAGUGAAGAACAGAAGUAUGGUGGCAAAGGUUAUGAAGGUAAAACCCACAAAGGCGAUAUUAAGCAGCAGGCAUGGAUCCAGAAAAUUAAUGAAUUAAUAAAAAGACCCAACGUGAGCCCCAAAGUGAGGGAACUUUUAGAGCAAAUUAGUGGUUUUGACAACGUUCCCAGGAAAAAGGCGAAAUUUCAGAACUGGAUGAAGAACAGUUUAAAAGUUCAUAAUGAGUCCAUUCUGGAGCAGGUGUGGAGUAUCUUUUCUGAAGCUUCUGGCAACGAACCGGUCAGUAAGGGGCAGGACCGACAGCCGCUCAAGCAAGGGGCCAACCCGCCCGGCGUAGAACUUUCCACAAAGGUUCCAGCUUCCCACACAAGUGACACCCCAGAAAAGCAAGCAGAGGUGAAGAAGAAUAAAAGAGAAAGGAAGGAAGAAAGGCAGAAGAAUAGAAAAAAAGAGAAGAAAGAACUAAAAUUAGAAGGUCACCAGGAGAAUUCAAGGGGUCAGAAGCCUAAGAAGCGCAAAACGGGGCAAGAACAAGAGGCCGAUCAGGAGGCUGGAGGGGAGGCCCCGGGCUCUGCAGGGAAGAAGAGCCAGAGCAAGGGGGGCAAGGCCAAGGGGGCGGCGGACGGAGCCAGAGACGCCAAGGAGGAGCCGACGAAGCCGCCGCCCGGGAAGAGAAAGAAGCACGCGGACGAUGAAGCAGAUACCAAGAAGAAAAAGAGGAAGCUCUCAGGACAUUCUGAGGGUGGAGAACCGGAAAACCAUGGGGCUCCUGCAAAAGGUAAAUUCAACUGGAAGGGAACUAUUAAAGCAGUUCUGAAACAGGCCCCGGACAACGAAGUAGCAAUCAAAAAGCUAAGGAAAAAGGUUUUAGCUCAGUAUUACGCGGUGACAGAGGAACACCACAGAUCGGAAGAGGAGCUCCUGACCAUCUUUAACAAGAAGAUCAGCAAGAACCCCACCUUCAAGUUAGUAAAGGACAAAGUCAAGCUUUUGAAAUGAACGUUUUUCUACUUAAAAAUUGAAUCCGUUCUGUUGAUUUUUUUUCACUGCUGUUUCUAAAACAUGUAAUGAGUUACAACAACUCCAAUAUUGCUUUUUCAAAGCUGUAUUUUUAAGUUACAGAAAAAGUCUAUUUUUGGUAGAACUUUUAUGAGAAAAUAAAAUAUAUUCUUAUCCAAAAUUCAAAA
Molecule: messenger RNA, 4137 nt
Organism: Felis catus (domestic cat)
Lineage: Eukaryota; Metazoa; Chordata; Mammalia; Carnivora; Felidae
Gene: LYAR
Product: Ly1 antibody reactive
Exons: 9
Coding region: 2795-3949 (384 amino acids)
Biological process (GO): negative regulation of transcription by RNA polymerase II; rRNA processing
Cellular component (GO): nucleolus
Molecular function (GO): DNA binding
Source: RefSeq, a predicted model, not a curated record